Gadus morhua (Atlantic cod) is the source of this 2849-nucleotide messenger RNA. Its product is annotated as gap junction alpha-1 protein. The record is from RefSeq and is a predicted model, not a curated record. Gene Ontology annotation, cellular component: connexin complex. Gene Ontology annotation, biological process: heart development; cell communication by electrical coupling; cell-cell signaling. The transcript has 6 exons. NCBI's taxonomy places the organism in Eukaryota, Metazoa, Chordata, Actinopteri, Gadiformes, Gadidae. Bases 348 to 1601 code for a protein of 417 amino acids. Gene Ontology annotation, molecular function: gap junction channel activity.
UGCCGUCUUUCGUGAUGCGGAGCGACGACCUCCUCAUCGCUCAAUGGAAAAUAUGAGAUGUGAAAAGUUUAGUAAGAGGAGAAGGAGGACGUGGAAGAACAGGAGGAAGACUUUGACAUGAGUUCGGUUCACUAAUCUGAGGAUAACUAUUCAACCCGAGAUGUUUUCUGCCCCCACCGACGAUUCACAGCAGAGAUGUUAACAACGCGACUCUUUUCCUGACAUGAACUCCGAGAAACUGAACCAGCAAACUUAGUUUGACGCUCCAGAGUCUACGUCUCGACUCUCUGGUCUCCAGCAGACUGCUCUCUUCUCCUUGUCCCAGUAGUCUGUGAGCUGUGGUCCUGAUGGGAGACUGGAGCGCUCUGGGGAAACUGCUGGACAAAGUCCAGGCCUACUCCACAGCCGGAGGCAAGGUAUGGCUCUCCGUCCUCUUCAUCUUCCGUAUCCUGGUCAUCGGUACUGCGGUGGAGUCUGCGUGGGGCGACGAGCAGUCGGCCUUCAAGUGCAACACCGCCCAGCCGGGCUGUGAGAACGUCUGCUACGACAGCUCCUUCCCCAUCAGCCACGCACGCUUCUGGGUCCUGCAGAUCAUCUUCGUCUCCACGCCAACGCUGCUCUACCUCUGCCACAUCUUCUACCUCAUCCACAAGGAGGAAAAGCUGAAGGUGAAGGGGGAGCGGCUGAGAGAACUUCAGACCAAAGGACAGGAUGUGGAGCGAUCGCUGAGGAAACUGGAGCUGAGGAAGAUGAAGUACGGCAUCGAGAAGAACGGAAAGGUGAAGAUGAAAGGAGCUCUGCUCAGGACCUACAUCUUCAGCAUCCUGCUCAAGUCCUUCUUUGAGGUGGGCUUCCUACUGCUGCAGUGGCACAUCUACGGCUUCAGCCUGGCGUCGCGCUACGAGUGCGAGGCGUACCCCUGCCCCCACCGCACCGACUGCUUCCUGUCGCGGCCCACCGAGAAGACCAUCUUCAUCGUCUUCAUGCUGGUGGUCUCCCUGGUGUCCCUGCUGCUCAACCUCAUCGAGCUCUUCUACGUCACCUACAAGUGGGUCAAGGACACCAUGAGGGCGUCCGAGGGCCAGCAGCUCCACCCCCGCCUCCGCCUGCUGCCGGGGGCCGGAGGAGGAGUGGGAGGAGGAGGAGUGGGAGGAGAAGAAGGAGGAGCGCCGUACCACUACUGCAACGGCUGCCCCCCCCCCUCCGCCCCUGUCUACAACCUGGAUGCCACGGCGACGGUGGCAAGGGGCGACUCGGUGAACCACUACAACAAGACGGCGAGCGAACAGAACUGGACCAACUUCAGCACGGAGCAGAACCAGCUGGGCCGCUCCCCGCCCCGUCGCCACGGCAGCCAGCGCAGUACCGGCAAGAACAACAACAACAACAAUAACCACAACAACAAGGCCGGCGCCAACGCCAGUGACUGCAACCGCGACAGCCCUGCCUUCCUGGGCCCCGCCUUCGUAGGCCCCGCCCACGGCCAGCCACCGCCGUCGGACAAGGUGGAGACCAAGGAGCUUCACCUCCUCCGGGGGCUGGAGCCGCGGCCCGGCAGCCGCGCCUCCAGCCGCGCCCGCACUGACGACCUGGACAUCUGAGGGGGGGGGAGCUGGAGAACCCAGGAGGAAGCUGGAGACGCUUUAAGGGACUCUCCAACAUGCUUAGCUUGAGACUCUUUUAAGGGAGCUAGAGAGGUUCUUAAGGGAGCUGGAGAGGUUCUUAAGGGAGCUGGAGACGUUCUUAAGGGAGCUGGAGACGUUCUUAAGGAGGCUGGAGACGCUUUGAGGGAGCUUGAGAGAUUCAUAAGGGAGCUCGAGAGGUUCUUAAGGGGAGUGUUCGCUGCGCUGCUAUGCAUCGUCAAAACGACAGCGCUAGCUUGUUCUGGCGAGUCGAGACUUAUGUUCUUGUCGGAGAGUGAAGAAGCGUUUUUUCUUUCCUGUGGAACAAUCCGGGUCAUUGUUGUCAUGGCUACGUGGACUGAGAUGUCCGACACUACGAGGGGAAGCACCACCCAUUGACUCCAACAAUGGGAGGAGCUGGUUUCCUGGAUCCAUUGUUUCUGCUGGGAAGCGGCCGUGGCGAUCUGCUGGAGGUAUUUGAACUGUGUGUCCACUGCUCUUCAGCGAUGCCUUAAGAACUCAAGUCUUGUUUUUGAUGUUGUACUUUCUGAGCUGUACGUUAAUGGGCUUUAGAGAGAGCAGAAAAGAGCAGAGAGAACAAGACUUGGAAACUAAACUACCAAAACCAACAAUCUUCUUCUUCUUCUUCCAUUAUUUCUCCAACGCGGAGAAGUUCUGCAUCUGAUUCCCUGAACGAUGGAAUCCACUCAGAAAUGAGCAAGAAUCCAAAUCUAAACUGUCUCAGACAGUCAAACUCAAACAGAUAUUCAAAAAAGUGUGUUUCCUGCUCUAAAAGCUGAUUUAAGUCAUAUCUCUUAAAAGCUCCCUACAGCAACCUUUGUGCCUUAAGUGAUGAAUGGUUUUCAAAACCACUCACCACAAAUGUAGUACAUGUCUUUCUCAGUGUGAGUCUUUUGGAUAUCAGUAUUUUCUGUAAUGUAGUUUUAGAGAUUUUUUAGUAUUUUUAAGGAGUCAUUUUCCGCUAUUUUUACAAAGUGUUACCAGUAAGUAUGAUCAUCGUUCCAGAGAUAUUUAAUGUUCUUUGUUAGUUUGUUGUUUGAUUAAGAGAUUGAUUCAUAGAGCGAAUGACUGUUAGAACAGAUUACGUAUUUAUUAUUUUAUUUGUCUGUAUUUUUAUUUUGCUGAAGAAUAUAUUUUAUAUCCUGACAAACUUUGAAUAAUAAUUGUAAAUCAAACUUGAAAAAUGAACAAAGCAAAAAAAAAAAC